AUGAGCAGAGCCCAAAGCAACGUCAAAGCACCCACCCCCUCAAGCAAGAGCGCCAAGCCCGUCCCCACCGCAUGGAAGGACAGACUCGCCGCCGAGGACUACGAAGAGCUGGUCAAUACCUUCAAAGUCUUCGAUGAGGAUAACAGCGGAACCAUCGAUCCAGUGGAGAUCAACAAGGUCCUGGAGGAGCUCGGCCUCGAUCGUAGAAACCCCUUCGUCCUGAACCUGAUCAUCGGCCUCAGGGACAAAUCCAAGCCGAUCACCCUCGAGGAGUUCAUCGACAUCAUCGCCUCGAGAGUGGGCGAGACCAAGACCAAGGACGGCCUCAAGAGGGUGUUCGCGCUGUACGAUAAGGACGAGAACGGGAUCAUCGACUUCAAUGAGUUCAAGGACAUCGCCAAACAGCUCCACGAUCCCAUCAACGACGACGAACUGCUGGAACUGCAGCACAGCACCCACGUCAACCACAAGACCUCCUCCAACGAGGGAUUCACCUUCGAUGAGUUCUACAACAUCGUCAGCAAGUUCGCCAACAAAUGA
Molecule: messenger RNA, 540 nt
Organism: Nymphaea colorata (pocket water lily)
Lineage: Eukaryota; Viridiplantae; Streptophyta; Magnoliopsida; Nymphaeales; Nymphaeaceae
Exons: 1
Coding region: 1-540 (179 amino acids)
Cellular component (GO): cytoplasm
Molecular function (GO): calcium ion binding
Source: RefSeq, a predicted model, not a curated record